GACAUUGCAAACGAAAAUAAAUCAAUAAACACAAUAUUCUUUCUUUCAACUUUUCUUUCUCACCUCUUAUUUCUCAUGGGUAGAUCUCAAGAACACUAUGCUAAAGGUGACAAGAAUUUAGAAGCAAGUUUAAUAGAUCAUGAGGUAACUGAAUCAUUAUCGGUACCUCAAACAAAGAACUGUAAAAGGUGGCUCCGGGUCUCCAUGUACGCACUCUUUGUCAUCUUCUGUCAACCACUUGCUACAAUUCUGGGUAGAUUGUACUAUGAAAAUGGAGGGAAAAGCACAUAUGUGGUAACACUUCUUCAACUCAUUGGCUUCCCUGUACUGGUUGUCUACCGUUUCAUUUCACGAAUCAGACAACCCAUAUCAACAGAUACAAAUAUCAAGCAGUCCCUUGCCUUCAGCACCCGUGCAUCGGUUUACAUAUGCACUGGACUGCUACUGUCUGCUUAUGGUUAUUUGUCUGCAGUUGGGUUGCUCUACUUACCAGUCUCUACGUUCUCCCUCAUCAUGGCCUCGCAGCUGGCCUUCACUGCCUUUUUCUCGUAUAUCCUUAACUCGCAAAAGUUCACUCCUUUCAUAGUCAAUUCUUUAUUUCUGCUUACGGUUUCCUCUGCCCUCCUCGUGGUCAACACUGACUCGGAAAGCGCAACAAAUGUCUCUAGAGCAAAAUAUGUGAUCGGGUUCAUAUGUACCAUUGGUGCUUCCGCUGGGAUUGGAUUGCUGCUAUCUCUGAUACAACUGCUCUUUAGGAAGGAUUUCAUGAAGCAUACAUCCUCAGCAGUCCUGGACUUGGCCAAUUACCAAUCUUUAGUUGCAAGUUGUGUGGUACUCAUAGGACUUUUUGCAAGUGGAGACUGGAAAACUCUGCCAAGUGAGAUGAGAAACUACAAACUUGGGCAAGUGUCAUAUAUCUUGACUUUGGCGUCAGCAGCUAUUUCCUGGCAAGUAUACACUGUUGGUUGUGUGGGAUUAAUCUUCGAGUCAUCUUCUGUGUUCUCCAAUUCCAUCACUGCUGUCGGAUUGCCUAUAGUUCCAGUUGUAGCAGUGAUAGUUUUCCAUGAUCAGAUGGAUGCAUCAAAGAUGUUCUCCAUUAUUUUAGCUAUCUGGGGAUUCCUUUCAUUUGUCUAUCAGCACUACCUCGACGAAAAGAAGAUGAAGACUUGCCACAAAAAACCUGUCGAGGAAGAUACACAAACUUAAUGAAACGUAGCUGCCUUGAAGCCAAGGUCACACAAACAAACAUACAAAGUUGUGCACACAAUCAUGCAUAUAUUCUAUAUAUAAAGCUUGUCUGUGUAAUUUCCAUAAUGGCCCCUGCAAAUGGAUGCAUGUCUCUCUGUACAGCUUGAACAUCUAUAUCAGUCAUGUGCAAGUCUCUUAGGCCAAAUAUUCAUUAUUUAAUAAGUAAAUAAAUUUUGUACAAAAAGGUGCCCAAAUUCCAGAUAUUUAGAACAUCUAGUCAAAAACGAAUUGUCUAAUACAAAAAGGGUGAACAAAGCACACGUUUAUUUGUGAUAUUUUCACUUUGUGAGUGUGACUCCUGAUAAAUAUUGACUA
Messenger RNA from Capsella rubella, 1563 nucleotides. Its product is annotated as probable purine permease 22. The record is from RefSeq and is a predicted model, not a curated record. NCBI's taxonomy places the organism in Eukaryota, Viridiplantae, Streptophyta, Magnoliopsida, Brassicales, Brassicaceae. Bases 76 to 1206 code for a protein of 376 amino acids. Gene Ontology annotation, cellular component: membrane. The transcript has 2 exons. Gene Ontology annotation, molecular function: purine nucleoside transmembrane transporter activity.